AUGGCCAACACCACGGGGCUGAACAGCCCAGAAGUUGCAGGCUCAGUGGGGCUGGUUCUGGCGGCUUUGGUGGAGACAGCGGCGCUGCUGGGCAACGGUGCACUGCUGGCAGUGGUGCUGCGCACGCCAGGGCUGUGCGACGCGCUCUACUUGGCACACCUGUGCGUCGUGGACCUGCUCGCUGCCGCCUCCAUCAUGCCCCUGGGCAUGCUGGCCGCGCCACCCCCGGGGCUGGGCCGCGUGCGCCUGGGCCCCGCGCCGUGCCGCGCCGCGCGCUUCCUCUCGGCUGCACUGCUCCCGGCCUGCACGCUCAGCGUGGCCGCCCUCGGCUUGGCGCGCUACCGUCUCAUCGUGCACCCGCUGCGGCCCUGCGCGAGGCCACCGCCCGCACUUGUGCUCGCCGUCGUGUGGGCCGCCGCGGGGCUGCUGGGUGCGCUCUCGCUGCUCGGGCCGCCGCCGGCACCACCCCCUGCCCCGGCGCGCUGCUCGGUCCUGGCCGGUGGCCUCGGACCCUUCCGGCCACUCUGGGCGCUCCUGGCCUUCGCGCUGCCCGCCCUCCUGCUGCUUGGCGCUUACGGCAGCAUCUUUCUUGUGGCCCGGCGUGCCGCACUGCGCCCCCCACGGCCUCUGCGGCCGGCGUUGGGAUCCCGGCUGCGCUCGGACUCUUUGGACAGCCGCCUUUCCAUCCUGCAGCCCCUCCGGCCUCGCCUGCCCGGGGGCAAGGCGGCCCUGGCCCCAGCGCUGGCCCUCGGCCAGUUUGCAGCCUGCUGGCUGCCCUACGGCUGCGCGUGCCUGGCGCCAGCAGCGCGAGCAGCAACAGCGGAGGCGGCGGUCACCUGGGUGGCCUAUUCCGCUUUUGCAACUCACCCCUUCCUGUAUGGCCUACUCCAGCGACCCCUGCGCCAAGCGCUGGUCCGCCUCGCCCGCCGGAUAGUUCCCUGGCCCCCAAAGGCCUGUGCACUACAGGCCUGGCAUCCUCGAGCACUUUUGUGCCGCCUGCAGGGACACCCCCAGUGUCCCGCCCUAGGCCCUUCGGAGGUCCCAGAACAAGCCCCAGAGUUGGAGAGAGAUGGGAGUCAGACCAUGCCAGAGGCCACCUGA
Molecule: messenger RNA, 1101 nt
Organism: Elephantulus edwardii (Cape elephant shrew)
Lineage: Eukaryota; Metazoa; Chordata; Mammalia; Macroscelidea; Macroscelididae
Gene: GPR62
Product: G protein-coupled receptor 62
Exons: 1
Coding region: 1-1101 (366 amino acids)
Biological process (GO): G protein-coupled receptor signaling pathway
Cellular component (GO): endosome; plasma membrane; signaling receptor complex
Molecular function (GO): G protein-coupled receptor activity
Source: RefSeq, a predicted model, not a curated record